GUAUUUUUACAUUUGCAAGUGGUGUUUAUUCAGUGUUUAUAGAGUGUUAUCUUGCAUUUCAUUAGUAACUACACUUUAUUACCUACUGUGAUUGUAUGUAAUGGGAAAAUUAACCGAACGAUGUAAUGAAAAAAUCGAAAUCUUGUGCAUGAGUGGUUUCGGAGAUAUGUCAGUUCUUUAAUGCAACUCAUCCUGAUCGGUCGCCUAUUAGCCAAAGCAUGAUAGAUAUGAUUCCAAACUGUUUACUUGACGCCUAGAUGGACCUAGGCGUAGCACUAUGGAAGGCGUCAUUGAUCAUGGCGUUGAUUGCUUUACCUAAACUAGUAGAUGGAAAUGCAGAUAUUAUUAGAAUAACUAGAAAUAUUGAUGGGGAUAUAUUUGUUGUAAAUCAAGAUAAAUCGAAGCCUUGUCAGGAAGACACCUGUAUAGUCCUUAGCCAGGGUACAGCCAAAUCCCUUGCCAAAGAAAAUUUGUGUAUGUGCAAGUGUCAUCCACAAAGGCCAGCAUUUAGAGAAGACUUAAAUACAUGUGUAGAAGAAAUACAAGAGUGUCCGCUUGCCCCUUUUGUAGGAGCCCUAUUACCACUUCAGGAAACAAUACCUUUGAUCUUCCUACCACAAAAAGGACAAAUCAUACAUCCUAGCAAAGAGAUAUUUUUUAAUGGUAUUCGAAAACCCAUUUGUGCAGUAUCUGGAGCUAAAUUUCUUACUGAGGAUGGAUGGACGGAUCUGCGAAAUCCUGUGGAUACUGAUAUUCCAUUUAGGUUGUAUCGCGAUGAAGGAAGAACAUUUCUGGAGUGGAUUGGCGAAAAAGAGCUGCAUCAAAAAAUUUCCGGACGACUCGUCCUGGUCCAACUGAUGUGUCGAGAAUUGGAAGCCGACCUUACCAUCGAUUCUAGUCAAACUUUCUUCUCGCCCUGUGUUUCCUUUCGAAUAGUAGGCUCACCAAUUAUUUUACAAACAAAUAUCACCGAAGUUUUGUUUUCACUAGAAGCCCAUUCUGCAACAGAAAGUUCGGAGGAGGGUCUCAGCGUUACUGAAUACGUUGCUAUCGCAAUUUGUUCUGUUUUAUUGGGUCUCAUUUACGUCGCGUCAAUUUUUUUAUAUUUACAUUUGAAGAAGAAGAAUUCCGCUAAGGAUUCUGUAAAAGGUAGAGAUAGUGACAGUAUAAUCGCCGUAGAAGAAGGAAUUGUAAAAAAUAAUCCACUUUUGGGAUUGUCUCAUCAUUUCAAUCCAUCUGAAAAUACAGCAUACAGCGAUUCCAACAACUCUGACACUGACAACGCUCCUGAUGUAAUUCCAAAUCUUGAAACACAAAUAACUUCAGCUAUAAUCCACACGCAACAAAGAAACCGCUACUGCAAAUCUUCCUCAUCAUCAUGUCAUUCUUCGGAUGGUUUUCAAGAUAAUUCCAGUUUUGAAUGUUUACCUGAAGAAAAUGUCUCUAUUGUGGAAACUCUGGAUGAUCGAACAGAUCACCUUAAAGGCCUAACAGGGACAGUCAGGAAAAAAUUGUAUUUUAAUCCUGCCUACUUUGAACCUCAUUUACUUUUGGCUCCUCCACCAGCCGCCUUAGAAUUCCUCGCAAAAAUUCGGGAAGUGAUCACCAUAGCUAAACAAAAAAUGGCCACCAAAAAAUAUGUCCCUAGUCUACUAAACAUACCAGAAGAAGAGCCCGGCAGUUACCUCAUAGGGCCCACCUUAGAUUUUUCGCGACCUUCAAGUCGAAGAGGAAGUGUGAUUAGCUUAAAACGAGAAAACAGCCGGCGAAAAUUGUGUUCAGGAUGCCCGGGAUGUGAACCUCAAGAUUUCGGAUUGAUUAGGGACGUACCUACUUUAGGUGCAUGUCAGAACUGUUCUUCAUCAAACGAAAGCAAACAAAACAGUAUUCAAAAGUGGCUUGAAGAUAUCCCAAUUUUACGUCUAGAUGAAAACUCUGGUCCCUCCAGCAGCCUUCGCAGCCCUAGAAGAAUCCGAUCUCCAACAAAAUCUUUACCACCAGAAAGUGUUUCUUCUGAAAGGGCAUUAUCCCUUAGAGCCGUUUCUGAAAAGGCACUAAAGCCGCAUAAAUCAGCAGUACAUCAGGGAAAAAAGAAAAUCGUAGCUAAAAGUACAGCGGGUACUAUGAAGAGUAAAGAAAAGAAGAUUUUCAAGCCCAAGUCUCCUCCUCCUCCUACCCCUAAGCAGGUAAAUGAAGACAAUUAUUAUGAUUGUGUCCCGGCGGAAGGGAGGACUAAUUUACCACCACCGGAUAUGAUACAAGAGGCCAUCGAAAUGGAGAGCCAAGAAACUACAAGAAUUCCAACGCUGACCAAGAAGCAAAUGAAUGCUGUGAUUAAUGAAUUAACCAUUCAUAAAAACAUGCUGGAAGCUGCCAAUCGAGAGUUGGCUAAACGAGCCAACGCUGGCUAUGAAACUGAUAGUUUGGAGAGAAAUAAUAAAAGUAAAGGCUGUUCAACGCCAUCAGACUAUACAGAAGUCCCCUCCUCUCAAGCUAGUCCGAGUUUAAGUACAGCUUUACCUGUAGAUGAAGAAAUCACCAUGCAAAACGCCAUACUAAAUCCAGAAGUACUUAACAAUCAUGAGCAACAUGAUUACGAGCUGGUGGUUUUACGUAACAACGGGGACAUUCAUAAACUACCUGAACUAUUCCAUGGAAAACAUGGUAGCGGUUAUUCACUAGUAAGUGAAGUGUAUGUAAAUAAUGGAUAUGGAAGUAAUCCAUCGUCACCAUCUGAGUCCAAUUGUUCUACUUUGGAAAAACGCACGCUCAAAGUGCGUUACGACGGAGUACAGCCUGGAAAAUUACUCAUCGAAGUUGAAGAUUGUCUGGACCAUUAUAUUCCAGUAAAUGAUUCGGAUGAAUUCGAUCCGGAUACCCUGGAUCGGCCAAAUAAAUAUGAAAAAAUGACCGUGCCCAGCAAUAAUGGUCAUUUAGACCAUUGUAAUCAGAUUUUGUUGAGGAGCAGUGGAAGCUUUAAAAGCAGUUGCGAUAAUUUUGAUAUUAAUGCUAAUAAUAUUGAAAUUAGUAACUUUAAUAGGGUUUUCGGAAGUCUAAGGGAGAUGUACGAGGAAAAAAGGAAGUUGGCCAGAGAAAGAGAACAGUUUAGCCUGGAGAGUAUGGAAACCGACGACGAAGGUAAAUUAUUGACUUUAGAGGAAAGGCAUUCAAAGAGACAACGAAUAAAAACAACGUCACAGGGAGCAGCUGUUCCACCAGAUUUGAUACCUCCACCCCCUCUCGACGGUGUAAUUUAUGAGCGGCCAAAACCACCUAGAAAAGUUACUCCAGAUAAGCUUCAAAUGUAUUCAAAAAACUCGCAGGGCAGGAGUGCUGACACAACCACGUUAAAUUCUGCCAGUACUCCUGAUAAUCAACUAGACUCGAAAGAAUACAAACUGUGCCUUCUUCAAAAAUCUAAAUCGAACGGUUUGGUUACCGACCUUAUUCAAACCGAGGACCUGAUUUUGAAAAAAAACGACAACGAUCAAUUCGUUUUCCAUUCCAGCAUCUCAAAUAUGCCUUAUCCUAUUCCAAUAAAAUCGUUUUUAAAAAAUGAGAAGAACUCACCCAAAGUGUUUUUUAAAAACAAGAAAAAUAACUGGCAAAAUACUUUUUUAAGACCAGAGGAUUCAGGUUAUCUCAGCACGGAUUCGAACGAAUCUAAAUUAAAGAAACUCUACUCUGAACAGAACUCUGAAACGGAUAAUGAGAGUGUUGGGGAUGCCCAGAGCGAGUCUGGUGCAGAAAGUGUAGAAACUCACUCAGUUUUUUUUGGAAGGUUCCAUAGGAAGCCUCAAAGUUUUUACACCACUUCAUUGGAUAGCGGUGUAUUAAACUGCGCCGAGGAAAAUUCAAGUAGCGACUCUGAGACUGUUAGUUAUACGACUGUUGUUCCUGUAAAUUCGAAUCAUAGUUCGCUUGUGUUGAGAUGAAGUAAUAUUAGUUGGUAAUUUGAAAAUACCCUUCUUUAGCUUUACAUUUAUAAUGACAAUUUGGGCUAAUACAACUUACUGAAAACAGUGUUUGAUGCUGGCAGAAACAAUUGCAGAUAUUCUACACACUGAUUAAAAGAUCUUGAACAAAAUGUACUUUUAUUCAAUGAACCAUCACUUUGUAUAUAGUUUUUAAUAUUGUGGUGUAAAGUGUAUACUUGUGUUUUAGCCAAAUGGAAUAAAUUUAAUUUACGUAGGCUUAUAAAUUCGAAGACCUGGUUAUGGGAUAUCAUAUAAUACUAGCCAAUAACUCAUUUAAUAUUUAAAAAACACAAAAAAAAAUAAAUGUCAAUGUAGGAGAUAAUAAAAAUGCUCCGCGUGAAAGUCUUCAUCAUAUCCUAAUGUCACUGACAUCGUGACUUUAAAUAUCAAAUUUUGCUAACAUUACUAAACUUCUUUCUGAGGUUAAUCCAGACAAUUAAAUCGAUGGGUUUUGUUUAAUACACGACUGUCAGUAUUGUUCCUUGGGUGCCCAAAUACCCAUGAUUUUAAACAUACAACAGAGUCAUGACCGGGAGCACGUAUUUUUUUAGGUCAUUUUAUAUGUUGCUCUUGAAGAUGCAGGGUAAUUGUUUUUUGCAGUUCAGUGGUUUGGCUAUUUGAAUUUCAUGACCUUAAGUAUUUAUAUUUGUGGACUAGUAUUAUUUCGCUACCACUGACCUUUAGGUUUUUACUUGGUAUCAAAUUUGAUACCAUGAUUUGCGUCUUUCCAAAGUUAAUAUUUAAACCGUAAACUUCUUUGCAAAUCGCAUCUUACUAAGUAAUCACAGUUCUAAUCUUCUCCCAAAUGAGAGAAUUUCGCCGUCAAUACAGAUUCAUUUGGUGCCCCAGUCUAACUGCUUGACAGCAUGUUUCAGAACUGCGGUAAUAAAUUUGGGAUAUAACGUGUUCCCUUGUCUAAUUCCUCUUUUGGCUUACUAUACAUUUUGUAUUUUUAUGCAAUCUUAAAGUCAUGGUAGCAUUGUUAUAUAUGUCUUUAAUCAGCUUAGAAUACCGAUAGUCUAUGGUGCUUUCGUCCAGCGCUUUCAUUACACUGUUUCUUUCGAUAAUAUCGAAUGCUUUGCGUCGACGAAGGCUAGGACCGGAGGUCGGUUGUAUUCGUCGAUGGAUUUUUCUAUAAGGCCUGUUAUACAGCGGAGUUAGUCGUUAGUGCGCACUUCUUUCCUAAAAUCCAUCCUUUCUUUAGAUUGAUAAAAGGCCAAUUUGAUUUUUAAGUGAUUUGCUAUAAUUUUUCUUGUGAAUAGCUUGUAGAGGUGGUAUAAAAAACAGGCUUAUGGGUCGGUAGUUUUCAUCUUCAACCCCAAAAGCAAUAUUUAUUUGUUUUCGGUAAGAAAACUGUAUUUCUCUCGUCUUAAAAUGCCUAUGUUAUAUUUAAUUCCAUAUGGCAUACAAACUUCUUAGUUUAAUCAGUCAUUAUUUAUGGCACGGUAGUUGAUGCCGGGUUGAGCUUUUCUUUUGGAAUUAAAUUCAGCUUAAAAGAAUGAAAUAUUUAAAUCAGGAUAUUUUUUUAUUAUGUAUAUUUAAAGAUUAUUUAUAUAAAAUAGCCAAAAAAAUUAAAGAGCUUAUUUAAUUUGAUAGAUGAAGCUAAAUAAAUAACUCGUUUAAUCAAAAUAGCUCUGACUUAAAUUCCAAGAAAAAAUCAUCCAUUUUAUUAAAUUAUAUAGAUACCUGCUUCAAAUUUUAUGAUUAGUUUUUUGCUUGACUUUGUGCUUAACCUAAGCUUUAGAAGGGUAUUUCAAGCAGUUUUUGAUAUAUGUGCUUUAAUAGUUCAUAGUUUUACGUUUAUAUAUUAGUUUCAACAAUAUUUACCUAAGUGCAAUACUGUAAAUUUGUGAUAUAUAUUUUUAACGGCCGGAGGUGCAAUAAAUAUUAGGUUUAGGUUUUUAUUUAAGAUAACUACAAUUUAAGACAAUAUUAUUAAGUAAUAGGUAUCUAACAUUAAUGUAAAGUACAAAAAUAUGUAAUUUUGAUGAAUUAAAUAAUACAAGCUGUCUGGGUUACAGACGGUUGGUUAGAUAUACAGGGUAUAAAGAAAGUUACGUGUCAAACUAAAAUUGAAAUUUAAUAUAUGAAAUUAACUUUUUUUUUAAUUACUACAAUAUUUACAGACAAUAUUAAACAUAGAAAAUCAAUUUCAUUAAAUUAGAUAAUACUAUUAAAACAUAGCACAACAAGUAGAUUGUAGGUAAUUUGUCAUAUUAAAUAUGAACCUUUUUUUGUUAAUUUUGCCAUUGUAUAAUUUGAUGCACUUUUUUUUUAAUGAUCUCAUGAAUAAUUAAUUCGGAUUUCAGUUAGAAGAGUUUGCAAGCCAGUAAGUAGAACUGCGUUCCAAUCUACCACCUUCAAAGGGUAAAUAAAUUCCAUUUUUUUCAAUAUUUUAUAGCGAUAUUAUUAGUAUUAAGGCAUUGAUCUCGAAAAAUGCAUAUUAUAGUCCAGGAUAUAUUUUUUUACAAAAAUUGACAUAUUCAUAUAUUAAAAUUUCGUCACGUAUGCCACGAGUAUACAGUUUGCUUAUAUGUCUACCAGCAAAGGAAAUUACGGGCAUGCAAAUGAUAUAUCGGACAAAAAUCAGAGUCUCAACUAGCUAAAGAUAAUUAUUAAUUCUAAUAUUAUUUCUCAAAAUUUAGGAUAAUUAAAAAAUUCAAAUAAUUAUUUGUGCUAUGUAAACGAUACGAAUGAAACGUAAUAUUCCAGUACCCUUUGUGGAGAGUCAGUGAGAUUGGUGUUGGCUUGGAAAAACAGCUGGAUCAACUUGUCGACCCCUUCAUAUAAUUGAAUAUUUACUGGACGAUUCAGGAACUGCUUGUUAUAAUUCCCAAAAAUAUCGAACUUAGACUCGUCAUAAAUUUGGCCUAGUACCUAAUAAUAACAUUCUUGCAUUUUAUUUAUGUUUCAUAAUUACCAAAUUUUGUUUUAAUAGGUAACAAAUAGGCAAAAAAUAAUAAGGACGGGUGGCAGUAUAUGCAACUUGGAAAAUACUAUAUUCUACAAUCUGCGAUAUAGGCCAACCUUUAAAUAAUUUAGAUUGCCUUCUUUGAAGGUAGACAAGUUAGGUUGCACAUAAUAGCGUAGCAUACAAGCUUACAAUUAUAGUUUUACUCCUAAAAACAUUAUUGGUCCAUUAGGACAAUACAAAUCUAUAUUACGAGUAGAUAUGUAAGUAGAUAUGUACACAUGUACACUUUUUGUGCCUCUUCGAACGAAAUCAAACCAUUCCUAACAAAACUUGUUUGUAAAUUAGCACUAUGAUGACUGUAUUUGAGAUAAUUAAUAAGUAAUAGAUCUGAAAGAGUGUGUAACACUAUACUACUAUUGGUAGAAAUCAUAGCGUAAAUCAUUAAUAUCAACUAUUUGAGUUGUCUAUCAAGUAAAACUUAAAUAGUUUAAUACUUGAAAUUGAAAAUUUAUAGUAUUUUAGCUUUCUGGGAAGAAGCAUAAAUGACACAUUGUUGUUGAUUUGAAAUUGUUGAAUUACAACUGUUUACUGCUAAAAAGAGAUACUUACGACUUAAAAUAAUUGGUGAUUCUAGUUUUUUCAUUUUUUUGGGAAAAAGGAACAAUGUUAUUUAAUGGAAUUUAUUGUAAUUAAAAAAAAUCCACUAGCUGCAAAAAAACGUUGGAAAGUGGAUUUUCUUUGUUCACUGGUAAUGGGACUGCUUGACAAAAAUUUAUAAUAUAUUUUAGGUACAGAAGUUGAAUUUAUUUACAAUAAUUUUAUUUACAAAAAAUUAAAACCCAGUAAUUUCCAACAAAAUAUAAUAACAGGUUUAUAAAUAUAGACGAAAUCUUUGUCAAUAUAAACCACUCUGUAACCCUUACGGCUUUGAUAAUGGUAACGUAGCGGUGCCUAAGAAGCCUGCAAUCUAUAAUGGUUAAUACAAUUUAAAAUAUAAACUAGGCAAAUAUUAAUAUAAUAAAUAAUGGCAUUAAGCCCACGAAUUAAUUUUGACGUAGAAUUUAAGAUACAUAGCAUUAAUUUUAAUUAACAUAAGAGUGAUACCUUUGUGCAAUAAAACGUAUCGAGUGCAAUAACUAGUGCAAUAUUUACAAUAAUUUAUUUUUUAAUUUGGGUAAUAUUUAGGUAAGUUGCUUGUAAAAAUAUUUAAGUGCUUCUAAGUACCUGCACUAUUGUUCGGGUUUAAAUUGAAAUAUAUGUGUUUUAUUUCGUUUUUAUAUAAUAUUGUAACGUUAAUUAAUGUUGUUUGUACUUAAACACUAAAGACAGUAAAACUUAAAAAGUGUCUUUGCUUUACGCUAACACAUUUUUCUAUUCUCUGUAUAGGUUAAGCUUAGUAAUUAAUAAUAGUAGUACUUUAAGCAAAGAUAUGCAAUGAAAUAAAUACUAAAAAUGUGAAAAACAUGUUUAUAGAGGUAACUACAUACAGGGAGUCACAAGCUUGUAGCGAAGUAUAAUGAACUAUCAAUAUAUACACUUCAGCAAUUAAAUGGGGGCAAAGAAGGCAUGUUAAUGCUUAAUAAAGUAGCAUAUCGUGAGCGUAAGUCAAGUUUUACAAUCAAAAUGUGUACUAAAUUUAUGUAUGUGUGUAGAUACUAUACAUUUAACUUGGGCACCACGAUAACUAUAAUCAACUAAUACAUUUGUUACAACUAAUAAUAAGAUUGUGAGCCAUUCCAAUCUUGAGAUUUAAUUCGCACUAUGACUUUCAAUUUACUGUAAGGCAUUAUUUAUUCAUAGAUUUAAACUGAAAAUUUUUAGCUACCUUCCAUAAGGCAAAACAUUACUAUCAGUGUUAUGACAUUCAUUAAAAGGGGAAUGAUUUUCGGUUUUAUUCUUAUCUAUUCCAGUUGCCUUUAAAACUAUCUUAAAUUUUCGUAAAGUUAUCUAGUUUUCGAAAAUAUAUCCUUCUAGUCCGAAUUUCUUGAAAUAAAAUUACUCAUAAUUCAUUCAAACUCAUAAUUAGAGUAAAAAUUAAAAAUAAUAUUUUAUCCUUAAAAACAAUUUGAAUAAUAUUCAAAGUUUCACGUACCUUAGUACAAAGUUCAUCUAAAGGCAUCUUAGGGGCACGUUUAAGACUAUGACUACAACUUUCUUUCUCUCAAAGGAAAAAAUCAUUUGAAGAAAAAUCGGGAGCUCUAUGAGGCCACUUAAUCGUACCCUUUGUUCCAAUAAUGUGGUUAGCGAAGAUAGGUUCUAAAGUGUCCAACUUUGUUUGCAUUAUGAGCACGACAUAUUGUUGGUACCAGUGGUCAUCUAAAUUGACAUUUAGUCGCCGGAGAGUAGGAGUAAUUUGUUCCCUUAAAAAAUUAAAAUAUUUCUUCCCAUUUAAGUUGUCAUCAACAAAAGAAGAACCGAUAAUUAAGUUUCCCACAUCUUUGCAGGCGCUUAAAUUCAUCUUUUGAGGAUACUGAAUUUUAGUUGCAAAAUUAAAAUGUUUAUUUUUUGUUGAGUAACCUUAAUCAGCCGAUAAAUUGUGAUGUCCAUAAAGGGAAAAGAUGACUCAUCAGUGAAUAAAGUAUCUCUUUGAAUGCUUCAUCCUUGUUCGCAUGUUCCAUCACUUUUUCACAAAACACAAUCCGCUUUAGUUGGACCUCUAAAAAAAUAGCUUUGGUUGUUUGCAAUUUAAAACAUUUAAAUUUAAUUACAAGGGGGACAUUUACGAUAUUCUUGUAAACAUCCAUACUUUUCAAACUUGGAUGAAUUCCAAAAUCGUAGAUUUUACUAGAAUUGGUCCACUUUGAAAAGAAAAUGAAAACCUGUCAAUUAUAUCCUGUGGCAUUUAAUUUGUUUCUGUUUUUGAUCGAUCGUAUAAGUAGAUAUUUUGUGCAAAUUGAUAAAAGGGAUUGAAUAUAGGUAUUUCCUAUGAUCGGGGCUUUCAUUUCCAUACCCCCAUAACUCGGAUACAACAAUAAUUAUACUGAAAUAAAACAUUUGGUAUAACUUCCAUAAAUAAGUUUAAUUAUUAACGUCGUAAGCCCUUUUAGUUACAAUGUCAGUGACCCAAUCAAUCAAAUACGAAGACACACAUAAUAACAAUUAUAAUAUUUUAAUCAUAUUAUAGUUUCACUGCUUUGAAUGCAAAACUGAUAUCAUUAUCUAAAUUCUGUUAUAUAGAUUAUUCAAUCUAUUCACGUAAUCUUACUUUUUGUUACUUUUCUUUCUUAAUUUUAUUAUUCGCGUUACAUUUUUGCUUUAAGUCGUUAAUUUAUGCGCCUUCUUUGCGCCAAUUUUUUUUGCCAAAUUUGCCUUCAUAUAAUUUAGCUUGUACCUCUUUCGGCUCCGCAAAUUUCAUCAUACCAUUGAAUCCUAAAAAUCCUUUAAAUUAUAAUUCUUAAGAAUCUAUUAUAAAAAAAGAAAACUAAUUGAUAUUAUCUAGUUCGUAUUAUCCAUACCUUAUUAGUGCAAUAUCUUUUCUUUCCUAAAUUUAGGAUUAGGAAUUAAUGAAAAUAUGGUGACUGAAAAUAAAUGCUAUAAUUAAGUUUAAUUUAAGAGUAUUUUUGUUAAAUAAUAUAUUUUUGAAAGGGAAUAAAACUGAAAUUAACUUAUUUUAUUUGAGAAACAGGUCGCUCAAAUUAUUUAAAUUUCAUAUUAAUUUAAUGUUAAGCUUCACUGGCAAUGAUAACGUUUAGACUCGCCAAUCUCUUUACCUUCACAUUGUGACAAAGAUUAUUUUCAGUUUUAUACAGGCAAUUUUAAAACUAGGCACUUCAUCCUAUUCCGUAGGAAAAGUCAAUAUUUCAAUAUAUCAAUACCCUAUUAUGUCUAUUUAAUUUAUUUGUCUUGACUAUGCAUCAAAUCAAAUGGAUACAUGAGUGCCGGUCAGUGAACGUUAUUAUUUCAGUAGUACUUAUUAAGCUAUUUUUUAUAUAUUUAAGCUAUGUUUUUAUUAUAUUGGUUCUUUUGCCGCUUUUUAACAAUUUAAGGUGGCGGAUGAGAAUUUGUUAUGUACAAAUUUUUACAUUUUUAUUGAUUUCAAUGCUCAUUUUUGUUAUGUUUUUCUAUUUAUUAUUUCUUGUUUUGUUUUUAUCGAAAAAAAAUUAUAUAUGAAUAUAUUUAAAUAUAAGUUUAUAAUACGACUGAACAAGUAUUUUUAGAAAUUAAUUAAAUAAAGG
Molecule: messenger RNA, 11066 nt
Organism: Anthonomus grandis grandis
Lineage: Eukaryota; Metazoa; Arthropoda; Insecta; Coleoptera; Curculionidae
Exons: 15
Coding region: 258-3935 (1225 amino acids)
Biological process (GO): imaginal disc-derived wing hair organization
Cellular component (GO): cell cortex
Source: RefSeq, a predicted model, not a curated record